AUGGGAACGGGCUGGGAUCGUCCCUCCGCACCACCACGGUCUCCAUCCCCCAGCGGCAGCAGCGCGCGUGCGCAACUCUGCGGCGCAGGCGCGCGGCGCUGCCGCAGCGCCGGGCGGGGGGAGAGGGGCUGGAGGGAAGAGGGUGCUGUCCCAGGUCCCUACCAGGUGCCCGUAGACGUCGGCAGGCUGGAGGUAGAAGGUGGAAUUGAGCAGCUCUUCCAGCCUGCGUGGAACGUCGUUCUCCCGGUAGUACUCCAGAGCCUGCUGCUUCAGCUUCUGCAGCUCUCUAGUGGUCCCACAGCUGCGGCCGCCGCCUUCUUCCCCCAUGAAACGGCCCCCACGUCUGCAUAUUCAUCUCCAGCCCGGAGUCUUGGGGACACAGGAAUCACGCCUCUGUCCCCUUCCCAUAUCGUGAACGAUGCCGACUCGAAUGUCUCGGAGCAGCAGACGUUUCUCGUGGUGGUGGCCAUUGACUUUGGGACCACAUCUAGCGGCUACGCCUACAGCUUCACCAAGGAGCCAGAGUGCAUCCAUGUGAUGAGGCGAUGGGAAGGAGGUGACCCUGGGGUGUCCAACCAGAAGACCCCGACCACCAUCUUGCUGACUCCCGAGAGGAAGUUCCACAGCUUCGGGUACGCCGCCAGGGACUUUUACCACGACCUGGAUCCCAACGAGGCCAAGCAGUGGCUGUACCUGGAGAGGUUCAAGAUGAAGCUGCAUACCACUGGGGACCUCACCUUGGAUACAGACCUGACAGCAGCAAAUGGCAAGAAAAUCAAAGCCCUAGAAAUCUUUGCUUACGCCCUGCAGUACUUCAAGGAGCAGGCGCUGAAGGAGCUGAGCGACCAGGCGGGUUCGGAGUUCGAGAACUCUGAUGUCAGAUGGGUCAUCACGGUGCCUGCCAUCUGGAAGCAGCCGGCCAAGCAGUUCAUGAGACAGGCGGCCUACCAGGCAGGCCUGGCCUCCCCCGAGAAUGCAGAGCAGCUCAUCAUCGCCUUGGAACCCGAGGCGGCCUCCAUCUACUGCCGGAAGCUGCGGCUGCACCAGAUGAUCGAGCUGAGCAGCAAGGCCGCGGUCAACGGGUACAGCUCCAGAGACACAGUAGGAGCUGGGUUUGCACAGGCUAAGGAACACAUACGGCGUAAUCGGCAGAGCCGGACCUUUUUGGUGGAGAAUGUCAUAGGAGAGAUCUGGUCCGAGCUGGAGGAAGGUGACAAAUACGUGGUUGUGGACAGCGGCGGUGGCACUGUAGACCUGACAGUCCAUCAGAUACGGUUACCCGAGGGACACCUUAAAGAAUUGUACAAAGCAACAGGUGGACCCUAUGGAUCCUUAGGAGUAGAUUAUGAAUUUGAAAAACUCCUGUGUAAAAUAUUUGGAGAGGAUUUUAUCGAACAGUUCAAAAUCAAGCGUCCUGCGGCCUGGGUCGACUUGAUGAUCGCAUUUGAGUCUCGCAAAAGGGCAGCCGCCCCGGACCGAACUAACCCACUGAACAUCACCCUGCCCUUCUCCUUCAUCGACUACUACAAGAAGUUCCGCGGGCACAGUGUGGAGCACGCCUUGAGGAAGAGCAAUGUGGAUUUCGUGAAGUGGUCCUCGCAGGGGAUGCUGAGGAUGAGCCCCGAUGCCAUGAAUGCCCUUUUCAAGCCGACCAUCGACAGCAUCAUCGAGCAUCUCCGGGAUCUGUUCCAGAAGCCCGAGGUGUCCACUGUCAAGUUCCUCUUCCUGGUGGGCGGCUUUGCCGAGGCCCCCCUCCUGCAGCAGGCGGUCCAGACGGCCUUCGGGGACAAAUGCCGCAUCAUCAUCCCCCAGGACGUGGGCCUCACCAUCCUCAAGGGCGCCGUCCUCUUCGGCCUGGACCCCGCUGUCAUCAAGGUGCGCCGGUCCCCGCUCACCUACGGGGUGGGCGUGCUGAACCGCUACGUGGAGGGCAAGCACCCGCCCGAGAAGCUGCUGGUGAAGGACGGCACCCGCUGGUGCACUGACGUCUUCGACAAGUUCAUCUCCGCCGACCAGUCUGUGGCCCUGGGCGAGCUGGUCAAGCGCAGCUACACCCCCGCCAAACCCUCCCAGCUCGUCAUCGUCAUCAACAUCUACAGCUCUGAGUGCGACAGCGUGAGCUUCAUCACCGACCCCGGGGUGAAGAAGUGCGGCACUCUCCGCCUGGACCUCACGGGGACCAGCGGCACUGCCGUGCCCGCCCGGAGGGAGAUCCAGACCCUCAUGCAGUUUGGGGACACCGAGAUCAAGGCCACCGCCAUCGACAUAGCCACCUCAAAGAGCGUCAAGGUUGGGAUCGACUUCUUAAAUUACUAACUGGCCUUCCCCGUCGCCUGUCCCCUUGGACUCAGCUCACCUGCAUCUGCCGACCUCAGCCCUGACUGUCCUGUCCCUGCCCUUGACCCUUGACAUUGCCCACCUGAAUUUCAGCAGGGAAGACGAGACCAGGGCUAGAAAUAAUUAGAGGUUUUUGAGGGCACGCUUGAGUCAGAGAAGCUGCCGGGACAUUAAGAUUGGGGGUCAGGAAUAAGAAACGCAAGGAUCCCAGAAGAGCAGCUGGUGUCCGUCGGUCCCCGCGGCGGAAUGCCCGCCCUGCAGGGGACCCCGUGCAUCUCUGCCCCAUGGCUGGGCUCGCUCUGAGCGCACCUCGUUAUGCAGAACUCAGGAUGCUCCACCACCGUCCUUCUGGAUCGAAAUGAGAGCCUUGAGCCAGGAGGAGAUUCUUCAUCUUUCUGAGGCUUUUCUUUUUUCUUUUUUUUUUUGGGGGGGGGGGGCAGUCAAAUAUAAAAUGCCACCCAUUUGCAGUUCAUUGCUUUUCCACGUCACGUGAUGAGAAGUGGAGACUCAGUGGGAGAUUGGCGCGUCUGUAGCAGGUGGGAGAAGACCGCCUACCCUGGGCGCUGUUUUCGGUCCUCGUGAUUUAAACCCCAGACAGGUUCCAGCAGAAUACCUGUAGCCCUGACCAAUCCUCCAGGGCUUGCGUGAGCGAGGGAGCUGCUGCCUCAACUUACCAGCAGGAGAAGACUCGCGUCGAUGGGAAUGGAUGUUAAAGAGCUACCGACGCAUCCUGAAAUCACAUGCUGUGUAAUUUCAGGCAUCAGAACGCUGGAUCCUGAUUUCUGAAUUCAUAGGUCAUUCUAGUUAACCUUAGUAGGAUUUUUUGAGAAAACAAGUUUUCAUUUUCCCUUGUUCAUAGC
Molecule: messenger RNA, 3197 nt
Organism: Pteronotus mesoamericanus
Lineage: Eukaryota; Metazoa; Chordata; Mammalia; Chiroptera; Mormoopidae
Gene: HSPA12A
Product: heat shock protein family A (Hsp70) member 12A
Exons: 13
Coding region: 1-2316 (771 amino acids)
Source: RefSeq, a predicted model, not a curated record